AUGUGGUUUGUUGGUGGAGACGGGUGGAAGUCGGACGUGGAGCAGUAUAAGAAGGCCCUAUUGGACGCAGGCUGUGACCUGUCUCCUCUACACUACAUCAAACAGUGGAAAGCGUUUACCAAAAUGGCAGCACCCACAAACUACGGCAACAGCAGCGUCAAACCCAUGGGGCUGUUCUCUCGGGUCAUGAACACUGGAUCUCAGUUUGUGAUGGAGGGCGUCAAGAACCUGGUGGUGAAACAACAUAAUCUGCCUGUGACUCGGAUCCUGGACAACCUGAUGGAGAUGAAGUCCCACCCGGAAACUGACGACUACAGAUACUUUGACCCAAAGAUGCUCCGCGGCAGUGAGAGCUCCAUUCCGAGGAACAAGAACCCGUUUCAAGAGGCGAUCGUGUUUGUGGUGGGAGGAGGGAACUACAUCGAGUACCAGAACCUGGUGGACUACGCUAAGUCCAAACAGGGAAGGAAGGUGGUGUACGGCUGCAGCGAGCUCUUCAACGCUGCUCAGUUCAUCAAACAGCUCGCUCAGCUCGGGCAGAAGUGA
Knipowitschia caucasica is the source of this 546-nucleotide messenger RNA. The record is from the annotation of a GenBank genome assembly. NCBI's taxonomy places the organism in Eukaryota, Metazoa, Chordata, Actinopteri, Gobiiformes, Gobiidae.